Molecule: messenger RNA, 1142 nt
Organism: Boeremia exigua
Lineage: Eukaryota; Fungi; Ascomycota; Dothideomycetes; Pleosporales; Didymellaceae
Exons: 2
Coding region: 200-1015 (271 amino acids)
Source: RefSeq, a predicted model, not a curated record
AAGAGGAGGGACGGUCCAUAUCUUGAUUGACCCAUGUCCCCAUGAACCCCGCCAUAGCCCCACUAAAGAUCAAAUACCGAGAUCUGGCUUACACAAAGCUACUUACAAAGUCGCACAAGAGCCCUCUCACACUCGCCUCAAUUUGAUUAAGAAAGCUUUGAAACAUCACCUGUACAUAUCACAACCACGGAACACCAGCAUGGCUGAAAAGAGUAUCGUUCUGAUCACUGGUGGCAACACCGGAAUCGGCUAUGAAACCAUCAAAGCCUUAUAUGCGUCUUCCGAAACAUAUACCAUCUUGAUGGGCAGCCGUUCCCUUGACAAGGCCAAUGCCGCCAUUGAGACCCUCAAAGCCGAGAUCCCCACCUCAAACUCAGAUCUUGUUCCAAUCCAGAUCGAUAUCGAGGACGACCGGUCAAUUCAAAAUGCCUUCGACGAAGUUAAGUCGAAGUAUAACAAAGUCGACGCUUUGGUCAAUAACGCCGGAGCUGCCUUCGACUACCUUAUGCGCGGCGACUCUUCGCCCUCCGCAAUCCGCGCUGCAUGGGACAAAGCCUACUCCUUGAAUGUCACCUCCACACAAGUCUUUACCACAACUUUCAUCCCCCUACUCCUCGCUUCGAGCUCUCCGCGCCUGCUCUUCGUGACCUCAGGCCUGUCGUCGCUCACCACAACGUCCGGCAGCAAAGCAACCUCCAUCAUCCGCGAGUCCAGCACGCCAGGCUGGCCAAAGCCGCCGGCACGCAGCCAGAUCGCGUACCGGAGUAGUAAGACGGCGCUGAACAUGAUGGUGUUGGACUGGGAGAGAUCGUUGGAGCCCGAUGGUGUGAAGGUGUUCGCGAUUAGUCCAGGAUUUUUGGCAACGGGUCUGGGAGGAGCAGGGCAGAAAUUCAUGAGGAAGAUGGGAGCGGGAGAGCCGAGUGUGGGUGGAGAGUUCAUUCGGGAUGUUGUGCAAGGGAAGAGGGAUGCGGAUGCCGGAAAGGUUAUUAACAAGGAUGGAGUGCAGCCUUGGUAGUUCUGGACUGUUCCAAGGCUGGAAGUGCUUUUAGACCGGCUUGGUCAGUGGCCACUAGCGAAGAGCUGAGACAGUUGACUGUAUGAAGGUAGAAAAACGCAAAUACACACAUCGAAGAUACAGAACA